UCCUCCCGUGGCUCCGCAAAAGCAGCAGCAGCAGUAAUUUGCUGAUUGAGUGUGCAGAAAAAUUGGAAAAAAAGUGAUUUACCGGAUCGGAAUUCUCGUUCAGCACUUCCAGAACCAGUUGCAUUUUGUUACCCCCGAGCUGUUGUGAAAACGUCAUACGACAACAAUGUCUGCCCCUGAAGGUACUUCGAAUGGUUUUCCUAAAUUACCACCCCCACCGACUGGCAGAACCCAACCGACCGGAAGCAACCAUACCGCCGGCGGGAACCGACUGCAGCAGACACAGGCCCAGGUCGACGAGGUGGUCGGUAUAAUGCGCGUGAAUGUGGAGAAGGUACUGGAACGGGACCAGAAGCUGUCGGAACUGGACACCCGAGCGGAUGCCCUUCAGCACGGUGCAUCGCAGUUCGAACAGCAGGCCGGUAAACUCAAGCGGAAGCAGUGGUGGGCCAACAUGAAGAUGAUGAUCAUCAUGGGCAUCAUCGGAGUGGUUCUGCUGAUUAUCAUCAUCCUUUGGCUUGUACCGGACAAUUCCCAAUAAAAACUGUAUUCGAACUGGUGAUUAGGUGUAGCGCAGAAGUACUUAACAUAUCCACUGUCAUGGUAAGUUUAUCGACAUGAAUUCAGUAUCGGUGAUGAGUCAAAUUUGCUUAAUGGCGUUUGUAUUCCUAUAUUCUUAUUGAACUUCUAUAAAUAACUGAACAUUAAUACUAUAUCACUAUCAAAUCAUAAAACUAUUAAAUCGUUGAAAAUCUA
Topomyia yanbarensis is the source of this 756-nucleotide messenger RNA. It is a transcript of the gene Syb, whose product is annotated as synaptobrevin. The record is from RefSeq and is a predicted model, not a curated record. Gene Ontology annotation, molecular function: syntaxin binding; SNAP receptor activity. Lineage: Eukaryota; Metazoa; Arthropoda; Insecta; Diptera; Culicidae. The transcript is spliced from 4 exons. The coding region runs from base 167 to 541 and encodes 124 amino acids. Gene Ontology annotation, cellular component: SNARE complex; plasma membrane. Gene Ontology annotation, biological process: vesicle fusion; vesicle-mediated transport.